AGUCGCGGGGUCAGGAGGAACGGAUUUGGCGUCGUCCGCUGCUGCCGUGCUUGGCUCUGCGCGGGGAGGGGGGGGGUGGAAUGAGCCUUCACCUGGCCCGGCCUCGCGCACGCCGGGGAACCGCCGCCGCCCGCCGGCGACUUUCCUGCCGCUGCGGGGCUCCCGGCGCCCGGUAGUUACCGACGCGGAGCGGCCCGAGAGCAGCCCCCGGAAUCCGCCUGUCCGGCCCCGCGAGCCCGGCAUGUGGCCCCGUGGGUGCGGGGGGCGCCGGCGCAGCCCGGCUUCUGGUCGCUGAGCCGGAACGGGGUGGCUGCGCGGUGACCGAGCGGGCCGGGGCGAGGAGCAACGGGGCGGCGCUGUGGGGAAGCCAAGGGCGGACGCCCCGGCGGUUGGCUCGGCGCACGGCUCGGCGAGGGCUGAAGAGCCUCGGUUUGCUGCUCUCCGGCUGCCCCGGUCCUGGCUGGCGGAUAUGAGAUGAUAUAAACUCUCCGGUCUGCUGUUAGAGGGACAAUGACCACCCCCGCUCUGCUGCCCCUGUCUGGGCGUAGACUCCCCCCCCUGAACCUUGGGGCCUCCUCCUUCCCGCACCACAGGGCUACCUUGAGACUGUCCGAAAAAUUUAUCCUCCUCCUCAUUCUUAGUGCCUUCGUCACCCUGUGUUUUGGGGCAUUCUUCUUCCUCCCGGAUUCUUCCAAACACAAACGCUUUGAUCUGGGUUUAGAGGAUGUGUUAAUUCCUCACGUGGAUACCAGCAAGGGGGGCAAAAACCUUGGAGGCUACUUGAUCCAUGGGCAAGGACACGAUGAGCACAGGCACAGAGAAGAAGAGGAACGCCUGAGAAAUAAGAUCCGAGCAGACCAUGAAAAAGCUCUAGAGGAGGCAAAAGAGAAGCUGAAGAAAUCUCGAGAUGAGAUUCGAGCAGAGAUUCAGACAGAAAAGAACAAAGUAGCCCAAGAGAUGAAAAAGAAAGACAGCAAUCCGCUGCCACCUGUACCAGUACCAAACCUCAUAGGGAUAAACAGCGAAGACCCAACAGAUAAGGACAUCCGAGAGAAGAGGGACAAAAUUAAAGAGAUGAUGAAACAUGCCUGGGAAAAUUACAGGCAAUAUGGAUGGGGGCAUAAUGAACUCAAACCCAUUGCCAGGAAAGGACAUUCCACCAACAUAUUUGGAAAUUCGCAAAUGGGUGCUACCAUAGUAGAUGCUUUGGAUACUCUCUAUAUCAUGGGACUUCAUGAUGAAUUCAGAGAAGGACAAGACUGGAUUGACAAAAACCUUGAUUUUAGUGUGAAUUCAGAGGUGUCUGUUUUUGAGGUCAAUAUCCGCUUCAUUGGUGGUCUUCUAGCAGCAUAUUACCUUUCAGGACAGGAGGUGUUCAAGCUCAAAGCAGUGCAGCUGGCAGGAAAGCUCCUUCCGGCAUUUAACACACCAACAGGCAUUCCCUGGGCAAUGGUGAAUCUGAAAAGUGGUGUGGGUCGAAACUGGGGCUGGGCUUCUGCAGGCAGCAGCAUCCUGGCUGAAUUUGGUACUCUGCACAUGGAAUUUGUCCACCUUAGCUACCUGACUGGGGACCCUGUCUACUACAACAAGGUCAUGCACAUUCGGAUGUUACUUCAAAAAAUGGACCGUCCUAAUGGGCUUUAUCCAAAUUAUUUGAACCCAAGGACUGGGCGCUGGGGUCAGCAUCACACUUCCGUGGGCGGGCUGGGAGACAGUUUUUAUGAAUAUUUAUUGAAAGCCUGGCUGAUGUCAGACAAAAUGGACACGGAGGCAAGGAAAAUGUAUGACGAUGCUAUUGAGGCCAUAGAAAGACAUCUUAUCAGAAAGUCUAACGGAGGACUGACAUACAUUGGGGAAUGGAAGAAUGGGCACCUUGAGAGAAAGAUGGGCCACCUCACCUGUUUUGCUGGGGGAAUGUUUGCACUUGGAGCAGAUGGUUCCAGGGAUGAUAAGGCUGGACAUUAUUUGCAACUUGGAGCUGAGAUUGCACAUACAUGUCAUGAGUCAUACGACAGAACAACAUUAAAGCUGGGUCCUGAAGCGUUCAAAUUUGAUGGUGGCCUAGAAGCUGUGGCAGUACGGCAGAAUGAAAAAUAUUACAUUCUAAGACCAGAGGUGAUCGAGACCUAUUGGUAUAUGUGGAGAUUUACACAUGAUCCCAAGUACAGGCAGUGGGGCUGGGAAGCAGCACAGGCUAUUGACAAGUACUGCCGAGUCAGUGGUGGAUUUUCGGGGGUCAAGGAUGUCUAUUCCUCAUCUCCUGCAUAUGACGAUGUACAACAGAGCUUUUUUCUUGCUGAAACUCUGAAGUAUUUGUAUCUGCUUUUCUCCAAUGAUGACCUCCUGCCUUUAGACAACUGGGUUUUUAAUACAGAAGCUCAUCCCUUGCCUGUUUUACAUUUAGCCAACACCACACUUUCAGGAAAUCCUGCUUAUCGAUAAAAAUAGCUCCAGGAAGAGGAGGAGAGACUGCACUCAGCUCUGUUUUGUUUACAUGGACCACUUGAGAGUUUAGGCUGGAGAGGAGACAGACAUUUGGUAAUCUGAGUCAAGACGCAGGAUGAGAAACAACCUCUGCCCCCAAAGCUCUUCAACCUGUAGAUAAGUAAACACUGAAAUAAUUCCUUUUUAUACAUGACCAAAACACACUACUGGGGCAUUUGCAGGGCAGAGACCUUGUGUGCUUUGAACCCAAACAACAGAGUGGAGCCUGUUAUUAGAUAUAGAGUCCAGCAGCCAAAGGAACAAUAGACUUCCUGGCCAGGGCUGGAGUUUGCUGCUGCUGGCCUUUGCAAGAAACUGUACACUUGUCUCCUAUUCAGAUGGGGUGUAUUCCAGAGACUAAGACAUUUUUUUUUCUUUCUUUUUUGAUGAUGGCAUGAGCAAAGCAACAACAAAAAAGCAAUGUAACUGCACCAGCAGCACCAGGAUUUGAAAUUUUUUCUGUACCUGUCUGAAUUUUCUAAUCUGCAUCAGUUUGCUGAGACUGGCAGCCAUUCCCAGUGCCUCUCAGACCUUUGCCUCCUGUUCAUUUACCCCCUUCAUAACAAAGUCCAAAGACCUGUGAAGCACAAUCACACCCAGAGAACAGUUACCAAGCAUUUGUUUUUGUAAUGUAUUGGCAGCACUGUGCUGUUAGUUCACCACACAAGAUAUGGACACAAAACACGGAAGACACUGCUAAGUGUCCUUUUUCUCUUGAUCACCAAUCCUAUCAUAUGGAAAGGCCACAGUCCCUUAUUUCACUCCUUUUCUGCCACUUCCACAAAGAUAACAACAGAAUUUGCCCAUCCCAGUUUAUGUGGCAGACUGCAUCACAUUCACUGGGACACAGUUCCCUUAAGGUGAGAUACAGUAGUUUGUAUCAUUGCAUUACAUUUGUCCAUGCAACCUGUGGUUUUCCUUCACUCUCACUUUUGUUAUUUGGACAAUGUUUACAAAUCCUGCUUUGUAAAUCUGAAGCCUUGCCUGGUUUUUUUGAAGUAUGGCAAGAGACCAAAACUGCCUCAGGUUUGGUUUAUUAAGUUUUAUCUGGGCCAUAAACUGCUCCAAUGCAAAGCCAACAUGAGAUUCUCUCUGGAAACAUGGUAAAAUCUAUUACACACCAAUGGAAGACAAGACAUAACUCUAGUUAGUAAGGCUGUGUUACCUGCAUACAUUUGGUCUAGUUAUUACAUAGUCCUGCCCUGAGUGCAGGGGUCUGGACUAGAUGACCUCUCAAGGUCCCUUCCAGUGCUACACUUCUAUGAUUUCCUCUGGACGUUGCUGGCUGAAGCAACCCCACUGUUCUGAGUAUACGCCCAACAGCAUGAAUUAAGGGGGUAGUGCACUUCAGGCUUCACUUACAGCAUAGGUGUCCUGACUCUUGUCUACCAUUACUGAGACUCUCUUCUCAUCUGUAGAAUAGAAUCCUGUGCAUUCAGAAAUAACUCCUGUUAACAUCAGCAGUGUUUGUUUAAAGUGGGUUUCACUUGCCGCUUUAAUUUCUAAACAUUUCCUUUCUUUCAAUUUUUCUGCUUAAGUGGGCAGCUCUGUACCAUGCAUCCUUUC
Messenger RNA from Dermochelys coriacea (leatherback sea turtle), 4050 nucleotides. It is a transcript of the gene MAN1A2, whose product is annotated as mannosidase alpha class 1A member 2. NCBI's taxonomy places the organism in Eukaryota, Metazoa, Chordata, Testudines, Dermochelyidae. Gene Ontology annotation, cellular component: extracellular exosome; endoplasmic reticulum; Golgi membrane. The transcript is spliced from 13 exons. The record is from RefSeq and is a predicted model, not a curated record. Gene Ontology annotation, biological process: carbohydrate metabolic process; N-glycan processing. Gene Ontology annotation, molecular function: calcium ion binding; mannosyl-oligosaccharide 1,2-alpha-mannosidase activity. Bases 511 to 2442 code for a protein of 643 amino acids.